Molecule: messenger RNA, 1326 nt
Organism: Chaetomium globosum CBS 148.51
Lineage: Eukaryota; Fungi; Ascomycota; Sordariomycetes; Sordariales; Chaetomiaceae
Exons: 2
Coding region: 1-1326 (441 amino acids)
Source: RefSeq, a predicted model, not a curated record
AUGUCCACGCUGGGACAAGGUGACUUUGAGUUGGCGGUACGGCAGCAGCCCAAGUACGCCUGCGUGGCCAUUGAGAGGAAACCGAUCGAUCCGCCGCCUAUUGUCCAGCUCAUGGUCAACCCCAGGAAAGACCCAGGGCGGACGUUCCUUCAGAACCCAUACUUGAUCCUUACCGCUAGGCUCAUCCGCAAGGGAGACGAGGACCAAGACGAACAAACAGGGCCGAAAGAGAGCGACUUGACGGGCACAUUGGUCUCGUCUCUCUACAGCCUCAAGGACACAGACAACAGCCAGGGCGGGUUCUUCGUGUUUGGCGACCUGUCCGUCAGGAGAGUGGGCACAUACCGACUCGCCUUUAUCCUUUACGAACUCAGGCUGGCCGAGAAGGAGUGCUGGCUCCUAUCCCGCACCGUCUCCGACCCAUUUGUCGUCUACGCAACAAAGACCUUCCCCGGCCUCGCCGAGUCCACAUUCCUCACCCGCUCAUUCAGCGACCAAGGCGUGCGUCUCCGCCUCCGCAAGGACUCACGCACCGUCUCCACCAAGAAACGCACCAUCAGCCAAGCCGACCAGAUCCGCGCCUCCCAGGGGAUACACGGCUACCUCCCCCACGACGCAAACCACGACCUCAGCCCCAACGGGCACUCCCCGCACCACCUCCGCCGUCUAAGCUCCCUCCACGACCAAGCCCAACUCGACCGCUCCCGCAGCUACUACUCAGAAUCCCCCCAGAUGCGCCCCGGCGAAUACACCUCUAGCUCCUACGGCUACGCCCCGUACGACGACCAAAAGCCGCACAAACGCGCCCGCAUGGACGGCGCCUCACCAGACAGCCCACAUCCCUCAUCGGCUGGCGGCGGCGGCGGUGGCUACGAGACUGACACCACCGCUUACCACUCGUACGCGCACCACGCGCACCAUUCCGGCCCACGCACAGUACCCGACGCCCUCGGGUCUAUCUACCCCCUCACAACCAGCGGCUACGCCGUGGCGCCACAACCCGCGCUAACUGGCCUCCCGAUGCCGUCGCCCUACGCCUCGAUGCCGCGCCUCGACACGACCCAUCUCCCGCCACACUCGCCGGCCGGCGCGCCAGGUUCGGCCUCGUCGGCCUUCUCACCAGGCACCAUCGGCAGCAGCAGCCGGCGCAGCCCGCCCGGCACCGCAGGCGGGUACCCCUCGUACGCGGGCCACGCCCACGCUGGCCAGGCCAUGUUCACGUCGCAACCCACCAGCCUGCCCUACCACCCCGCCGUGGCGCACGGUCACCCCGGGGCGGGCGGCCUCGGGAUUGCCGUCGGGUUGGACUUGGACGAGCGGCAUUGA